Messenger RNA from Mercurialis annua (annual mercury), 1323 nucleotides. RefSeq lists its product as uncharacterized. Lineage: Eukaryota; Viridiplantae; Streptophyta; Magnoliopsida; Malpighiales; Euphorbiaceae. Bases 1 to 1323 code for a protein of 440 amino acids. The transcript has 3 exons. The record is from RefSeq and is a predicted model, not a curated record.
AUGAGGGUAAUCAUUGAGGAACAGGAUAGGAUUUCAGAAUGUAUUGUGGAAUACUAUAAAGAACUGAUUGGAAAGUAUAAAAAUAGAAGAGGAAAUAUGGAGUGUGAAGUCAUGGAGGAUGGAAGUAUAGUAACAGAUGAUGAUAGACUAAAGCUAUGUGAGGAGGUCACUGAUGUUGAAGUCAAGGAAGCAAUGUUUGGGAUUGAUUCAGAGAAGGCCCCUGGAGCUGAUGGUUACACUAGCCUCUUUUCAAAAGAGCUAGACAAUUUAAAUGCUGAAAUGUUGAAUGAUUAUAAACCAAUAUCCCUCUGUAAUGUAGUUUAUAAAUGCAUUACCAAAAUCAUUGCUAAGAGAUUAAGUAGUUGUUUGGGAUCUCUUGUUAGAAAUUCACAAUCUACCUUUGUCCUUGGGAGGAAAAUUAGUGAUAAUGUACUUCUUGCUCAUGAACUAUUUAUUAGGUGGAUUAUGGUCUGUGUGAGAACACCUACAUUUUCCAUAAUGAUCAAUGGAAAACCUGAGGGAUACUUUCCAGGUGCUUGUGGAGUUAGGCAGGGUGAUCCCAUGUUCCCAUUAUUGUUUGUGUUAGUAAUGGAAUAUCUAUCCAGAGCUCUGAAUAAAAUUUGUGAUGAAAGCUUUGGCUACCACUUUGGGUGUAACGAGAUGAGGAUAAAGCAUCUUUGCUUUGCAGAUGAUCUGUUCAUAUUCUGUAAAGGCAAUUUGACUAGUGUGAAACAAAUUACUAGAGUCCUACAACAUUUUCAUGGUGUAACUAGGCUAAAGAUGAAUGAAAACAAGAGCAGUAUCUACUUUAGUGGAGUUGAGGAGGGGAGCAAAGCUAGUAUUCUGCAGGAGAUGGGCUUUUCUGUAGGGUUUCUACCUAUUAGAUACUUGGGUGUUCCUCUGAUUAGUAAGAGACUCACUAAAGAAGACUGUAGUGAAUUAACUGAGAAAAUUACCAAAAGGGUAUCACACUGGACUGUGAGGCAUUUAACAUAUGCUGGCAGACUUCAACUUGUGAAUGAUGUUUUGUUUAGCAUGCAGGUUUACUGGAGCUCAAUGUUCAUGCUUACACUGUCUGUUACUAGGAAUGUGGAGAAAAUUUGCAGGACGUUUUUGUGGAAGGGGUCAGUAGAAUACAAAAAUGGUAGUUUAGUAGCUUGGGAUAAAGUUUGUAAGAAGAAGUGUGAGGGAGGUUUGAGAAUCAAAAAUAUGGUACUCUGGAAUAGAGUAGCUAUUAUGAAACAUGUCUGGGUAUUAAUAAGUCUUUGUAGGCUAAGUGGGUCAUCAGGAAUAAGCUUAAAUUGCUUAGCUUCUAGGGAAUAA